This is a messenger RNA of Trichomonas vaginalis G3, 1128 nucleotides long. Its product is annotated as protein serine/threonine kinase protein. Gene Ontology annotation, cellular component: cytoplasm. Bases 1 to 1128 code for a protein of 375 amino acids. The transcript has a single exon. Gene Ontology annotation, biological process: intracellular signal transduction; protein phosphorylation. The record is from RefSeq and is a predicted model, not a curated record. Gene Ontology annotation, molecular function: ATP binding; protein serine/threonine kinase activity. Lineage: Eukaryota; Parabasalia; Trichomonadida; Trichomonadidae.
AUGUCUGAAGAAAUACCAGAGUACAUUCAUCAUUAUAAAAUCAAUGGUGUUAUUGGCUCUGGUGCUUUUGCUACAGUAUAUAAAGCAUAUAAUCCAGAACUCAGGCGUCUUUUUGCCAUUAAAUGUUUCAAAAAAUCAAAUUUGAAAAAUUCUAAAGAGGAAGAAACAUUCCAAAGAGAGAUUGAUACUAUGGCUUACAUGGAUCAUCCUGGGUUAGUCAAAUUGCACAAUAUCUUUGAAGAUGAAAAUAAUUUCUACUUAGUUUUAGACUACUGCGCAGGUGGAGAGUUAUUUGAUUACAUACUCAAGAAGAAGAGGCUUGAUGAGCAUACUGCAGCACUAGUAUUCAAGCAAAUUGUAUCGGCAAUCAGUUAUUGUCAUUCUUUUGGUAUAGCUCACCGUGAUUUAAAGCCUGAAAACAUAUUAAUUGAUAAGUUCCCUAAAGUAAUGAUCUCGGAUUUUGGUCUUUGUGGAUAUCUCAAGGAAUCAACUUUGAUGUCUACUUUUGUCGGUUCACCAAUAUAUACAGCUCCAGAGUGCCUUCAAAAUCAGGAGUAUGAUGGUCGUCUUAGUGACAUUUGGUCCCUUGGUGUAAUCUUGUUCGGAAUGGUUACUGGCGAACAUCCAUGGAAAACAAACAAUACUGCUAUAAUGCUCAAACAAAUAUAUAACGCUGAUUUCACGUACCCAAGCUACCUCUCAAAUGAUGUUAAAGAACUUAUUGGUUCAAUGUUGAAAGUUGACCCAUUAGAAAGAAAGUCUUUAGAAAAUAUUCUUAAGAAUGAUUGGUUUGACAAUGAAAAGAAGUCGCCAUUUUCAACUUCAAUGGUCGGUAAGAAAUUAUUAACAAGAGAAGAACCUGAAGUACCAGAAAUUCAAAUGUCAGCUCUUGCAGAACAAUCAAGAUGUGCUAGUAAACUCAGAUUCGAUCAUAAUAUUGUUUCACCUUUUACAAAUGACUUUUCUCCAAGAAUGUAUCAGCCUCACUUAGUUAUGAAACUCAAAUGCGACUCUCCGAAGCCUCUCUGUGCUAAACAAAGCGUUUUCAAGAAAGCCGGAACUUCAUUAUCAAUGCAAAGGCAAAUGAGUUCAUUAUCAAAGAGCGCUUAUUCAUUUAUAGAGUUAUAA